Drepanopeziza brunnea f. sp. 'multigermtubi' MB_m1 is the source of this 1485-nucleotide messenger RNA. RefSeq lists its product as uncharacterized. Gene Ontology annotation, biological process: peptidyl-proline hydroxylation to 4-hydroxy-L-proline. Gene Ontology annotation, molecular function: iron ion binding; procollagen-proline 4-dioxygenase activity; L-ascorbic acid binding. Lineage: Eukaryota; Fungi; Ascomycota; Leotiomycetes; Helotiales; Drepanopezizaceae. Gene Ontology annotation, cellular component: endoplasmic reticulum. The record is from RefSeq and is a predicted model, not a curated record.
AUGGCCAGAUCCAAGAACAAGAGAAAGCAGCCACCGCACUCAGCUGAUGUCCCAUCAUCCAAGAAAACAAAAACCACAACCAUCACCCCUCCACCAGAACAAGGAUCCCAAGAACCCAAAACCAUCCAGAGCAUUGGCCUCACCGAAGAGGACCUCGAUCUCGCAAUUGACACCCUCACAACCCUGGCCGAAAAUCCCAGCGUCAUCAAAUCGAAAGCAUGCAAAGACUUACGAACAGCCGUCUACGAUUUUCGCCAGGCGUGCACGACGGGUUUCAAUGCCGCCCUUGACACGAACCUCACUGCGCGGAUCAGUGGCGCGCUUGCGGAUGGUGGAUACACUGAGGCGCGGAUCAUGCUGGCGGAGAUGAGGAUCAGAGGGCAGAGGCCGAAAUUAGGUGCGCUGUGUCGGUGGGUGAGGGAUCUGGAUGUUGUGAGUGGGCUGGCGGAGCAGUUGGCUGGUGAGGAGAGAUCAACCAAGGAGGUAGAGCUACUGAUAGUUCUGGACGCCAUACUCAGACUUACUGGACCGACGGACUUCACUUCCGAGGGACAGGCUGUUUCUGGGCCCAUUGUACCAAGAGAGGCCUGGGAUUUAAGGGAUGGCAGGAAGAACAGACAGGUCUAUGAUUCGGUUCUGGAUCGAAGCAUCUUCGAAUGCUUACCUGCCGGCCACAAAUCGCAGUUCCGGAUUAUCGAGACGACUCCUGGAAUUGAGCGGAGACCUGCGAACCACCACCCUGCGAUCCUACGUGCGUCGAGAGAUGAUGCUAUACGUCUGUCCCCUGAAUUUCCGAAGCCGUCACAUCACAAACAUCCAAUCGUCCCGAAUUUACACCUCUUAAAAGACGUUCUAUCGCCUGGCGAGUGCGAGCAGAUUAUUGCUACUGGCGAAUCAAUCGGAUUUACGCCUGAUGCUCCAAUUCGCGCAGAGGGGGAGGAGAGCAGUGUUCUGGCACACAACUUCUACUGGAUUGUCGACAACGCUUUCCAUGACAAGCUUUGGGGAAGAGUAGCAGAAUUUCUACCGGAAUCAGUAGGUGGAAAGAAAGCUCGGGGCUUGAAUCGUCGAUUCAGGGUUUACAGAUACGUUCCUGGUGCCGAGUACAGAGCCCAUAUUGAUGGUGCCUGGCCCCCAUCAGGAAUCGACCCAGAGACCGAUAAAUACAUCUACGAUUGCUCCCCUGUUGGAGGAAAGCAAUCCUCGCUUUUCACAUUUCUCAUCUACCUGAGCGAUGACUUUGAUGCCGGAGAAACGACCUUUUUUUUACCGAGCGCGAGAGAAGGAAGUAUGAACGCGUACCCUGUAAAGCCGAUACAGGGAAGCAUAGCACUGUUCCCGCACGGCGAGACAGAUGGCAGCUUACUACAUGAAGGCACCGGCGUACGAAAAGACGAGAAGCCAACCGCGAAGUAUGUCAUCCGUACAGACGUGCUUUACGAUUGCGACAUGAAGAUAUCUACAGCUAGAGACGUCGACGCAUAG